AUGGAAAAGUCAAGAAUAAAGUCAAUACUUCCAAAACCAUCCGUUUCAGGAGGGUCGCCUGCUGGUACCACAAAUGGUGGAGGAAACAAGAGACGGUCAUUACCUGCCAACAAUGCUACCGUGGUUAAAAAGCAGAAAUCACAGAGUCUAAGUGAAGCUUCGAGUAUGGGGCAAUCAGGAGAUAAAGGGUCGAAGCAAACGGGGCAUAGGCCUGUUACAUCUUGUACAUUUUGUCGUCAACACAAGAUUAAGUGUAACGCAUCGGAUAAUUAUCCGAAUCCGUGCCAUAGAUGUGAUAAAAUGGGAUUAAAGUGUGAGAUAGAUCCACAGUUCAGGCCCAAGAAGGGGUCGCAGAUCCAGUCGUUAAAGAGUGACGUUGACGAGCUAAGAGCUAAAAUUGAAAUGUUGACGAAAAACGAGUCCCUUUUAACCCAAGCAUUGAACCAACAUAACAUGAACUUCAUACAACAACAGCUGCAACCAACGUUUAGUAGCAUGACACAAAACCAACUAUAUAAUACAACCCCUAUCCAAAGAUCUGCUGGUACUGUUUCGGAUUUCUCGAAUGGGAACACUCCGUCGCAAUUCCAGUCAGAUAAUUCACCCCAUUCAUUUGCUUCUGGCUUUCCUCAUGUAAAUACUAGUGCUAAUUUAUCACCAAACAAUCCUUUACAAGGUAAUCAAAUUCUUAACGAUGCAAUUCCUACUUCAGCCCCUUUGGGUCAUAUUUUGCACGAAACAUCAACUGAUAAUUCGCCAACUAUGGAAAAAAAGUACGAUAGCUUAGGUAAACUUGCAAGAGAACACGAAGAAGAAUUCGAAACUAUUCCGGAAUUUGUUCUUGGCGAUGUCUCUGUUCCUUUGGACAAAGCGAACGAACUCCAUGAUAGGUUUAUUACUAAACAUUUGCCAUUUUUACCGAUAAUUACUUCAAAUUCAGCGACAGAAUUAUAUCAUAAGUCAAAGCUUUUAUUCUGGUCGGUCAUUUUAACGGCAGCAUUGUCUGAACCAGAACCAACGUUAUACAUGUCAUUAGCGUCAUUAAUUAAGCACUUAGCGAUUGAAACUUGCUGGACACAUACACCGAGAUCAACACAUGUUAUACAGGCGCUUGUUGUGCUCUCCAUAUGGCCAUUGCCAAACGAAAAGGUUUUGGAUGACUGUUCUUACAGAUUUAUUGGGUUAGCUAAGAAUUUAUCAUUACAAUUAGGUUUACAUAGAGGUGGUGAAUUCAUUCAAGAGUUCAGCAGAACCCAAGCCAGCUUAGGGCCAGAUGCUGAACUUUGGAGAACGAGAACUUGGUUAGCCGUAUUUUUCUGUGAGCAAUUUUGGUCUUCUGUAUUAGGAUUACCGCCGCUGAUCAAUACUACAGAUUAUUUAUUGGAGAAUGCAAGAGUGGACCAAAGCUUACCUAAAAAUUUCCGUUGUCUAAUCUCAUUGUCUAUCUUCCAAUGCAAAUUGGUUAAUGUGAUGGGAAUUUCUGUGACUAGACCAGAUGGUCUUUUGGAGCCUCUGAAUCGGGCAGGCUCUUUAAACACAUUGGAUAGAGAAUUAGAAAGAUUGAAGUUCAAGCUACCUAUUGAAAACGGUUCUUCUAUUGAAAUCUAUUAUUUAUAUAUCAAAUUAAUGAUCUGUUGCUUUGCAUUUUUACCAGGUACGCCAAUUGAAGACCAGGUUAAAUAUGUUAGUGCGGCUUAUCAUUCAGCAACAAGGAUUAUCACCGUCACAUCACAAAUGAUUAGUAGUAACACUAUAUCACUAAUUGAAUUUCCUAUUUAUGUCAGACAAGCCAUCACAUAUUCGGUUUUGAUGUUGUUCAAAUUGCAUUUGUCUCGUUACUUAAUUGACAAGUACGUGGAUAGUUCCAGACAGCUGAUUGUUACCGUCCAUAGAUUGUUUAGGAAUACGUUAUCGUCGUGGAAGGAAUUACAGAACGAUAUUUCGAGAACCGCAAAAGUAUUGGAAAAUUUGAAUAUUGUUUUGUAUACAUAUCCAGAAGUCUUCUUAUCCGAUAACAAAGAAAUUGGUGGUAGCAUAAUUACUAGAAUGAGAUCACAUUUAACUGCUUCAUUGUUUUAUGAUUUAGUAUGGUGUAUACAUGAAGCUAGAAGAAGGACCCUUACCGAUAAGUCACAUCCACCCGAAGAUAAACGGGUUAAGAAUGAACCUAGAGAGGACAAUGAUGUAUCGUCAUUUUCGAAUCAAAGAAAACCUUUACCUUUACCAUUCUAUAAUCAAAUCACCAAGGACGACUUCAAAACAAUUACAACGACCACUCCUAAUGGUACAACAGUGACGACCUUAGUGCCGACUGACCAUGCAAUGACCCAAGCUAAGCUGAAUGCAAAUGCGAUUGGCUUGGAUAAACCAUUGGAAAUCAAUGGUAUUCCACUUGCUAUGCUUGAAGCAACGGGCAGUAUGAGAGAUAUUGAUUCGAGAAAUACGAACCAAGAUACCACCAUUAAUUCAUCAUCCGUCCCAAUUUCAAACUAUCCGAUAAAUAACUCAAACAUGGUUUCUUCAGUUUCGAAAACUCAAUAUCAACCACAAAUAGAGCAAAUGCCACUGGGCCAGUCCAUGCUAUUUUCUCCUAGUGAUUCAUUGGCUGAAGUCCACCCCGUGGGUACUCCAAACCCAGCUAAUUUCCAAUAUUUUGGUGGAAACCAAUCAGUAAUUAAUGGAGUAGCUGACCAGAUGGACAAUUUUUUCCAAAAGCAAUCCGAUGGUUGGAUAAAUAAUGAUAAUUACCAGGAUGAUGAUUUCUUAGGUUGGUUCGACGCAAAUAUGAUUCCUGAAAACUAA
Messenger RNA from Debaryomyces hansenii CBS767, 2802 nucleotides. It is a transcript of the gene SEF1, whose product is annotated as Sef1p. The transcript has a single exon. Gene Ontology annotation, biological process: regulation of DNA-templated transcription; DNA-templated transcription. The record is from RefSeq and is a predicted model, not a curated record. Bases 1 to 2802 code for a protein of 933 amino acids. Gene Ontology annotation, cellular component: nucleus. Gene Ontology annotation, molecular function: zinc ion binding; DNA-binding transcription factor activity, RNA polymerase II-specific; transcription cis-regulatory region binding. NCBI's taxonomy places the organism in Eukaryota, Fungi, Ascomycota, Pichiomycetes, Serinales, Debaryomycetaceae.